AUGUCCGGCAUUCAAACUCUUUUCGCACCGGCUCCCGAGCCCAAAACCGAGCUCGGUCGCUAUCGUGUCCUCUCCUCCACGGCAGGUGUCAGGGUCUCCCCGCUCUGCCUGGGCGCCAUGUCCAUCGGCUCUGCGUGGUCCUCUUUCAUGGGUUCCAUGGAGAAGGAAGACUCGUUCAAGCUCCUAGACGAGUUCGUCGAUGCCGGUGGCAACUUCAUCGACACUGCAAACAACUACCAGAAUGAAGAGUCCGAGAAGAUCCUCGGCGAGUGGAUGGCCGCCCGCAAGAAUCGCGACAUGAUUUUCAUGGCAACCAAGUUCACUACUCAGUACCGCAAGCAAGAGCUCGGACCUGGGAAGUGUGUCAACUACUCAGGCAAUCACAAGAAGUCGCUGCACCUCUCGGUCCGCGACUCUCUGAGGAAGCUGCAGACCGACUACAUCGACCUGCUCUACAUCCACUGGUGGGACUGGACCACGUCCAUUGAGGAACUCAUGGAUUCCCUCCACAUCCUUGUCGAGCAGGGUAAGGUCCUGUACCUUGGUGUUUCCGAUACCCCCGCUUGGGUUGUUUCCGCUGCGAACACCUACGCCAGGGCGCAUGGCAAGACCCCGUUCUCUGUCUACCAGGGUCGCUGGAACGUCUUGAUCCGCGAUCUCGAGCGAGACAUCAUUCCAAUGUGUCGCCAUUAUGGUAUGGCCAUUGCGCCCUGGGAUGUCCUUGGAGGAGGCAAGCUGCAAACCAAGAAGCAGCUCGCGGAGCGUGAGAAGGCAGGCGAGGGAUUGCGUGGGAUGUUCGGGCCUGGCCAGUCCGAGGAGCACCGCAAAGCCAGCGAGGUCCUCGAGGAGGUCGCCAAGGAAGUCGGAACAGAGAGUAUCCAGCAGAUUGCUCUUGCCUACGUGAUGCAGAAAGCCCACUACGUCUUCCCCAUCGUGGGAGGCCGUAAGGUCGAGCACUUACACGAUAACAUCAAGGCCCUGAGCAUUCAUCUGACGGAAGACCAAAUCAAGAAGAUCGAGGGCUACAAGGAGUUCGACAUUGGGUUCCCUAUGAACUUCAUCCUUGAAGAUCCCCGAGAGGGUGGUCCGACAGCUCCUCUGGUGGCCGCGUCCGCACCGAUGGCGUGGCAGCAGAGCGGGAAGCCGAUUGGUCAUGAGUGA
Messenger RNA from Colletotrichum karsti, 1161 nucleotides. RefSeq lists its product as uncharacterized. The record is from RefSeq and is a predicted model, not a curated record. NCBI's taxonomy places the organism in Eukaryota, Fungi, Ascomycota, Sordariomycetes, Glomerellales, Glomerellaceae. The coding region runs from base 1 to 1161 and encodes 386 amino acids. The transcript has a single exon.